Aspergillus tanneri is the source of this 2004-nucleotide messenger RNA. RefSeq names its product putative MFS phosphate transporter. Gene Ontology annotation, cellular component: membrane. Gene Ontology annotation, molecular function: transmembrane transporter activity. Lineage: Eukaryota; Fungi; Ascomycota; Eurotiomycetes; Eurotiales; Aspergillaceae. Gene Ontology annotation, biological process: transmembrane transport. The record is from RefSeq and is a predicted model, not a curated record. Bases 1 to 2004 code for a protein of 667 amino acids. The transcript is spliced from 4 exons.
AUGACCGACUUUGGCCCUCGUGCUCCUCAUGGGCCAGAUAUGUCAGGGACCCAUGAUCCUCUCGAGAUCAUGGAUAUGGAUGUUCAUGAGAAGGGGGCUUUCGACGCUCUCAUUCGUCCGGAUGACAGUUACACCCCGGACGGAACCUACUGGGCGGACCUGUCUAUCAUCAAGCGGAUCAAGUUCGUUGGCUCUUACGAUGCUGGCGAAGCCAAGCGUGAGCUGCGCUCGAUCUGGGAGAUGACCAAGCAGGAUCCCCUGUCCCCCAUUUCACACUAUUUUCGGAACAUGGUGCUUCCUGGUGCAGGCCUGGGUCUGGAAGGUUACGUUCUCUUUUCUAUCGGAAAUCUGAAGCCCCUUUUCCAAGCUGCCUUCAAGUCGUGUUGGCACGAUAAGGAGAUAUGCAAUCCCCGUUGGCUGGAUGCCAUCGAGUAUCUCGAGAUCGUCGGUAUUAUAGUGGGACAAAUCUUGGUCGGAAUUCUGGGUGAUUGGAUUGGCCGACGAUGGGGUCUUAUUCAAGAUGCUACUAUCAUGUUCAUCGGUUUGCUGAUGCUCACUGCGGCUUGGGGCGUUACCCAGAAUGGCUGGGUGAUUUGCUACGCUUGGUCAUUGUUCUUCUACGGCAUUGGUGUUGGAGGAGAAUAUCCCAUGACCGCCACUAGUGGCAUGGAAAAUGCCGUUGGUUCCGGAAAAGUGUCGACUAAAGAAGAUCGUCUACACCGUGGCAGAAAAGUCACUAGCGCCUUCCUAAUGCAGGGCUGGGGCCAGUUCUUCAACCAGGUCCUGCUCAUUAUUUUACUGUUGUGCUUCCAUCAUGGCAGUGGCAACCCUCCAUACUCGACCGUAUCCGCACAAUGGACAUACCGUGUCUCAUUCGCCGUCCCCGCUGUUGGCACGUUGUGGCUGGUCUACUACCGUGCCUACCACAUGAAGGCUGCCAGCAAGCAGUUGGCAGCCGCUAAGAAGAAGGCCUCUGUUACUGGUUACGACAUGGAUUCCCUUCGGUUGACAUUUAAGCAUUUUGGCUUCCGUAUCUUGGCCACUGCUGGUGGCUGGUUUGCCAAUGAUGUCUUCUUCUAUGGCAACAAGCUUUUCCAGUCCGAGUUUAUCAAGGUCAUCAGCCCAGCUUCCAACUCCAUUAUGCCAACCUGGCUUUGGAAUCUGGUCAACGUUGGCGUGUCGCUUGUUGGCUACUACCUUGCUUCGUUCCUAAUUGACAACAAGCUCUACGGCCGCAAGUGGAUGCAAAUAAUUGGAUUCCUUAUGGACUUCAUCCUUUUCAUCGUCCCUGCUUUUAACUUCGAGUACUACAAGGCGCCGGAGCACAUCCAUGCCUUCCAGGCCAUGUACUUCCUGAGCUCCUUUUUCAACCAGUUUGGUCCUAACUCGGUGACCUUCUUGGUUGCCGCCGAGGUCUUCCCGACUCCUAUUCGUGCCACCGCUCACGGUCUUUCCGCGGCCGCGGGUAAAUUGGGCGCACUUCUGGCAUCUGUUCUCUACAAUUACAUCGAUACCCAAACCAAGUUCUACGUUGUACCCUGGUUCGGCCUUGCUGGUGUGAUCCUGACCUUCGUCUUCCUCCCCGACACUACUGGGCUGGAUUUGAAGGAACAAGAACGACGCUGGGCGUACAUUCGCGAGGGCCGUGAGCACGAAUAUCAUGGCCCUGCUGUCCACCCCAAACACCUUUCUCUCUGGGAACGGAUUACCGGCAAGGGCAAGUUCUACAACGCUGAGCUGGAUUAUAGGCGAAAAGUUGAGGAGUACCGUGCCGAGUGGGAAGCUGCGAUGUCGCGCAAGAUUGCCGAGAAGGAUAAUGGCGAGGAACUUGAGUUGGACACUGACGAAGAUCUUUUGGAAGGCCAUGUCCACUCCUACUUCCAUCGCACUAGCCCGAUGUUCCGCCCGAUGGAGCAGAACGCUAAGUCGGAUAAUUUCGCCCUUCCUCCCGCAGCGCAGGAUGGGGAUUCGUCCGAGUCUUUCAACGAGAAGUCAGAAAAAUAA